AUGGCAAGAACUACAAGCACCACAACCUCCUCCCCAAUGCCUAUCUACCCAUGCCCAAACCACCUCGUCCACCACCACACCUUCCCUGAACUCUCCAUCGCCGAAGAUGGCACCGGCUCAAACCAACAGCCGUACUUUCGCGCCAUGAUCUUCUUCAACAAGAAACCCGGGCUUACGGACGAUUUCUUCCACGCGCACUGGAAGAGCGUGCACGCGGACUUGACGAUGCAGGUUGAAGGCGCGGGGGUGGAUUUGGUGAGAUAUGUGCAGUUCCACCAAGAGCAGCAGCACAUCACUGCGCUACUGCCGCUGAUGGAAGCGAGCGGCGGCAGCAUGAAGAUGGUAGGAUGGGACGGAGCUGCGGAAUUUCACGCGUGGAGCGCAGAGGCGUUUGUCAGGUAUAUGAAGAGUGUGUAUGCGUCGGAUAAACUUGUUGGCUGUGGAACGCGCUUUGUGGAUUUGGUCAAGGGAUACGAAGUCAUGGCCGGGUAUGAUAAUCUCAUAUUGGGCAGGGCCGUCCCGGGGCAGGGCGGGGAUGGGAUUUUGGUGGGGGAUCGGCGGUUGGGGGGAAAGAGGAAGGCUGAGGAGGAUGGAGAGGUGGAGGGUGCGGCGUGCAAGAAGAUGCGUGUUGGAGAUAAGGAGGAGGGAGGUGAAGACGUUGCGUGCGAGAAGGUAUCAGUGGGAGAGAAGCAGGUGGAGGAGAAAGACGAUGAGGCAGAGGACACUGCUUGCAGGAAGCUGGGUUGA
This is a messenger RNA of Parastagonospora nodorum SN15, 747 nucleotides long. RefSeq lists its product as hypothetical. The coding region runs from base 1 to 747 and encodes 248 amino acids. Gene Ontology annotation, molecular function: oxidoreductase activity. The transcript is spliced from 2 exons. Lineage: Eukaryota; Fungi; Ascomycota; Dothideomycetes; Pleosporales; Phaeosphaeriaceae. The record is from RefSeq and is a predicted model, not a curated record.